Molecule: messenger RNA, 1029 nt
Organism: Lepisosteus oculatus (spotted gar)
Lineage: Eukaryota; Metazoa; Chordata; Actinopteri; Semionotiformes; Lepisosteidae
Source: RefSeq, a predicted model, not a curated record
AUGAAAUCAACAGACCUGGAAAUUAAUUUGUUGGAAUACUGCUUUGAAAAUAUGACAUUGUCUUGUAUAAAAGUUGUCAGAUCUCCGGCAAUUAAAGUGAUUUUGUACUGUGUUUUUUUACUGACUGUACUUAUAACAAUCUUUGGUAAUCUGGUUGUGAUCAUUUCCAUUUCUCACUUCAGACAACUCCACUUGCCAAGUAAUCUGCUUAUUUUGUCACUUGCAACUGCAGACUUCCUGCUUGGUUUAUUUGUGCUUCCCUUCAGCAUGAUCAGGACGGUUGAAUCCUGUUGGUAUAUGGGCUCUUUCUUCUGUAAAUUGCAUACGUCUAUAGAUCUUCUGUUGUGUUUAGCUUCAGUUUUUCAUGUUUUCUUUAUAGCUUUCUAUCGUUAUUAUGCAGUCUGUCACCCUCUUCACUACACUAGUAAAAUGACCACUCAGGUGACUUUCCGAUUCAUAGUGGUCGGCUGGGUCUUUCCAACAAUCUGUUCUAUUGCUUUUAUUUCCUUCCAUUACCAGGACAAAGAAACUGAAAAUACAGGCAGCAAGGUUGGAUGUGAGGGCAGCUGCAUAUUGUUGUUCAAUGAAAUAUUUAAUUUUAUGGAUUCCCUGACAUUUUAUGUGGCAUGCCUUAUAACACUUCUAAUGUAUGCUAGGAUUUUUACUAUUGCAAGAAAGCAAGCAAACCAUAUUAGUAUGGAAGCCAGGACCACAUAUCUUGAGCACAAUAAAAUACAUUUCAAAGGAGGAAAUGACCGCAAAGCUGUAAAAACAUUGGGAAUAGUUGUGGGUUGUUUUUUGUUUUGUUGGCUCCCUUUCAUCACUGAUAAGACAGUUGACCCGUAUGUUAAUUUUGAUACUCCAGCUGUUGUGUAUGAUAGUUUCAUAUGGCUAGCUUAUUUUAAUUCCACUUUUAAUCCAUUUAUAUAUGCUUUCUUUUUUCCAUGGUUUCGAAAGGCACUAAAAAUCAUUGCAACAUGUAAAAUAUUUAGACCGAACUCUUCUAGAAUACAGAUUUAUACUGAAUAA